GCUCAUUGGGCAGCACUUUUUUAUUCAUUUUGCCACGUAGAAAAAAAAGAGGACAUCACGCAUCUUUGCCGAUCAGUCUCUUUAGGUCAGCCAUGUUUAAAGCUUGAAAACUACAACUGUCAGUAUUGUUCAGAUCUAAGAUUUCAGAUGAAUCCUUUGAUCGAUCCGCUGGCCAGUUCAAGUGCUUCGACUCACUGCUCGGCCUGUGGAGCCAGCCGGGACACAUACAAAGGAAAAUUUCUAACCGUUCCCGUCGAACCGGAAGCUCGCCAAGAAUGGCUUGUCCGCAUUGGGGUCAUUAAACCAAACGAUCCAGUUCCGGCAUCGAAGCGCUUUUAUGUUUGCGAUAACCAUUUUGAUCUAAAACUUGACUUCUGCUACUACAUUGGGAGAACUCGACUCCGCCCAGGAAUCCUGCCAUGGCGAAACCUCAGAACCGGUACCUUCAGCUACCAUGGUUACGAAAUCGAAAAACCUGCGCCUUGUGAGUGCAAAUGUUGCAAACACAAUAACGCGGCCACUACCCUUGACCAUCGUCUGGUCACCACCCAAACGGAUGACGUAGAAACGGAACCGCUAGAGGAGCAGGAUUCUGCCUUACCACCGUGGGGUAAACCACAGUGCCGCAUGUGUCUCCAAGAGACGCCGGAUUUCAACCUAAUACGAAUGUUCUGUAGCGAAAGCCGGCAACCCGUAUACGCAAGCCUCAUGGAGAAGAUUUAUGUUACCGUGGGGCUAUUGCUCAACGCCAAUCAGGAAGAGGAUUCUUGUAUCUGUUGCGAUUGCUUGCAACAAGUCGAACAAGCCUAUCAGUUUCGGCUACAGACGAGAACUAACAAUCGGUUGUUCAUGGCGAGUAAUACGACGAAGAAGCAAACCGGAAAGAGAAAGUACAAACGCAAGUUGGUAGAAAUAGAGCAUAUAUUCCUGAAUUCCAACGAACACAAAGAGAAGGAUGUUAAAUAUGAUCCACAAACCCUACAAUCAGACAUUAUUGGUGGGAGAGUUAAGCUAGAGCCAAAGAGAGAGAUAGAAUAACUCGACUAUUUACCAGAUUUAUUUCUUAAAUGUUAACUGGAUACUUCCAUCAGCAUUUUCAGAUUGAACUGAAAACUCUGAUUUGAAUUGAUAACCACGAAAAAUGUAUUUCUAGAUCAGUAAGUACAUAAAAAUGUGAUCAUCAUGUGACAGUGCGAAGAGGGGUUUUGCCAUUCUCUUGUGACUAAACCAGAUUGUCGUGGGUUCUUUAAUUAUUGUCGCAUAAUAAGCAUAUUAACGCAA
Messenger RNA from Armigeres subalbatus, 1281 nucleotides. RefSeq lists its product as uncharacterized. Gene Ontology annotation, molecular function: zinc ion binding. The transcript is spliced from 3 exons. Lineage: Eukaryota; Metazoa; Arthropoda; Insecta; Diptera; Culicidae. Gene Ontology annotation, cellular component: nucleus. The record is from RefSeq and is a predicted model, not a curated record. The coding region runs from base 148 to 1038 and encodes 296 amino acids.